GGACUUCCUGUCCCACCCACAUUCUCGUGUCGCUUCCGGGUGGCCACACAGACUCAUCCCGCGAGCCGUCGUUAUCUGAACGCUGUAAACAAAAAAAGUUGUUGAACGGUUUAACUCCCGCCACACGCUGAACGCAAAGACAUGCAUAUCAAAACAGGUACAUGGGAAGCCAGCAACACUGUGUGUGAGUCCGAUACCCUGUGCGACCCAGCAGUCCUUGUUUCAGCCACCAACUCUGAGCCACACAUUCGCAACCGCCGCUUGUCUCCCGGCUCAGGCAACUGUGGAGGUGGUGGAGGUGGAGGCUGCAUCUCUGGUGGUGACCAACAGCCCAGACAGCUUUCACCCGAAGGCGACCUGAUCGCACCUGGCCACACGCACGCCUUCAGCUUCCGCCGGGAAAAAGAGCGCAAGGGCCAGUCGCACAAAGGCCGCAGCCUCCGCAGAGAAAGCCAGAAGGGGGUCAUCCGAGUAAGUGAGCGGGCUCAAAAGGUUAACCAAAAGGAGAGGUGGGUGGAGGACAGUCUGUCACUGCUCAAGCCCCCACCCGCCUUCCCGGUGCAGGACAGCCCCGCCAAGCUGCAGCCCGCCGUAAGCUACGCCUCCAAGGUGAAGGCGGGAGCAGCAAGCGGAGCCCUGGAGGAGGACCGCCCCGCCAUCGGCGUGCUGCUACAGAACCAGUGGGGUCUCAGUUUCAUAAGUGAGGCGAGGCCGGUCACAGAGGGCUCCAGCACUCGCCCCGCCGCCAACGCCCUCCCCCAACCCACAGACGCUGAACACUCAGACCUACAGUUUGAGACAGUUCUUACAGUCCGGCCUCCUGAAGAAACGCCCAUUCCACUCCCUACCUUCAUCACCGCUCCCACACGCCCAGAGGUGGAUGAGAGCAACGGGAAGCUGCUGCUUAGCUGUCGCCAUCUAGUGGAAGCUUUGAACUAUCACAGUAGAGAAUGGAAUGUGAUUUGUAACAAACAGAAAAAAGUUCCAAAAAAGGUUGUCUGGUACAAGGACAACCAGGAGCACCCAGCCUAGCAGUGUGAGAAGCCCAAAGCAUAACUAAAUAUAUAAAAACACAUACACAACACACACCUACAUGCACAUUAAAACAUGUAAAGAUGGACACAUUUUUGAGUCCCGUUCUCACACACUGCACUCAGGAUGAUGUCUUCACGCAAAGCCACACUGAGACACUUUGGACUAACUCCUUUGAGAUCUUACAGCAAUGGACUUUUUUAACGCCUUACAGAAAGCCUGCCUUAAUUAAUCAGACCUGUUUUCAUUGCCUCUCAUUACCAUUUUAGCUUGUAUGUGUAGAGCUGGUCUUUGUUGGGUUUUUUUUUUUUUUCUUUUUUUAAAAAAAAAAAAAAAAAGAAACAAUCUCUGAGGAGCUGUAAUUUAAUUUCCCCCCUUUUUGAAAGCUACAGUUUUAUCAAACUUUUUUUGUGUCCUCUGUAAAGUGAGCGGUAAAUCAAGCACUUUGUUUAAAAAAUCUGUUGUGACCAAUCCCUGUGUGCAAGAAGCCCUCACCAGAGUGAUUUAUUUAACCCCCUACAAACAGAAGAAUGUCUGUCUUGUACCUGCUUGAGUUUUAUGGUUAAUGUAUGCAGAGGACGUGUG
Messenger RNA from Larimichthys crocea (large yellow croaker), 1617 nucleotides. RefSeq lists its product as hypothetical. Gene Ontology annotation, cellular component: nucleoplasm; cytoplasmic stress granule. Gene Ontology annotation, molecular function: RNA binding. The transcript is spliced from 4 exons. The record is from RefSeq and is a predicted model, not a curated record. Bases 142 to 1032 code for a protein of 296 amino acids. Lineage: Eukaryota; Metazoa; Chordata; Actinopteri; Sciaenidae.